Aphidius gifuensis is the source of this 4264-nucleotide messenger RNA. RefSeq lists its product as uncharacterized. Gene Ontology annotation, biological process: regulation of monoatomic ion transmembrane transport; potassium ion import across plasma membrane. The transcript is spliced from 4 exons. NCBI's taxonomy places the organism in Eukaryota, Metazoa, Arthropoda, Insecta, Hymenoptera, Braconidae. The record is from RefSeq and is a predicted model, not a curated record. Gene Ontology annotation, cellular component: plasma membrane. Bases 699 to 3173 code for a protein of 824 amino acids. Gene Ontology annotation, molecular function: inward rectifier potassium channel activity.
GAGUGUAGAACUUGAACGUCACUAAAAGACACGACACGAUAGCUGUUGCAUUCUGCCGGUGUAUUCGCCUUCGAUUUUAACGUGUUUAAAUAAAUUUAUUAUCAAUCAACAAGUUUAUUAAAAAACAAAAAAUAUAUUAAUUAUAAUCAAAAAAUAAAAAUGUUGCGUGUUAUUGAAAUUUCAAAAUCAAAAACACGAGAAUUUUGUUCAGUUAUUUUAACAAGUGUUUUUUUAAACAAGUUUAAUAAUUUUAAUAUUAUAUAUUUAUAACAAUUGUGAUUUAUUAUUUGUGUAUGUAUGCAUGUGUAUAUUUACAACUUAAAAAAUAAAUAAAUUUAAAUUUUUUUAAAUUAGAGCACAUGUGAGUGAUAGUAAUAAUAAAAAAUUGGAUUUUAAAAAGAGCAAUUGUUAAUUUACAUGACAAAAGGGUAAUCGUAAAAUUGGCAAGAUGAUUUUAUGAAAAAUAAAUUAACUAAUAAAAAGGAUGAUGAUGAUGAUGAACAUGGUGAUUUUAAUGCCUGACUGGAAACUCACAACAUCACUGACAAUUUUUUAUUAUUAGUAUUAAAUUGAUAAAUGAAAAAAAAUUAUAAAUUAAUUAAAAAAAAAAUAUGCAACGAAUUAAAAGAAUUGAGAUUAUUAUUUUAAAUGAUUUUGGAGGUGAUAGUUAAAGUGUAAAUUGUGAAGAUAAAAUAGGAAUGGAAGAGCCCCAGAAAUUAUUUCGACUGCCAGGUACAAUCGAAGAAGAGGAGGAACGAGAACUUGAAAAUCAGGGACAAGUUGAUAAUCAGCCACGUGUUGAAACACCACUUCUUGCACAAAAAUCAAGUGGUAAUGUUUCAGUACCAAGAAAUGUAACUCUUGUAAGAGUCAACACACAAAGCAGUAGUAUUGGUGGUGGUGGUGUUGGUCGUGCUGACUCCUACAGGAGUCGAUAUCGUGCUGGACCAGUUCGUAAAUUACGUCGACGUGCUGUUUUAAAAAAUGGUGAAUGUAAUGUAUUACAAUCACGUAUAUCAAGACGUUCAGUACGUUUUUUACAAGAUAUAUUUACAACACUAGUUGAUACCCAAUGGCGUUGGACAUUGCUAUGUUUUACAUUGAGUUUUGUAUUAUCAUGGUUGGGAUUUGCUGUAAUAUGGUGGCUAAUUGCAUUUACACAUGGUGAUUUUGAAUUAAAACAUUUACCACCAGUACAAGCUGAAAAUAAUUGGACACCAUGUAUUUAUAAUUUAUUUUCAUUUACAAGUUGUUUUUUAUUUUCAAUUGAAACACAACAUACUAUUGGCUAUGGUAGUCGUUCAACAUCUGAAGAAUGUCCAGAGGCAAUAUUUUUUAUGUGUAUACAAAGUAUUGCUGGUGUUAUGAUACAAGCACUUAUGGUUGGUAUUGUAUUUGCCAAAAUGAGUAGACCAAAACAACGUACACAAACAUUAUUAUUUUCUCGUAAUGCUGUUAUUUGUCAAAGAGAUAGUGAACUGUGUCUAAUAUUUCGUGUUGCUGAUAUGAGAAAAUCUCAUAUUAUUGGUGCAAUUGUACGUGCCCAAUUAAUACGUACAAAAUCAACAAAAGAAGGUGAAAUAUUAUCACAACAUCAACAAGAACUUGAUGUUGGUACUGAUGGACAUAAUGGAAGUAUAUUUUUCAUUUGGCCAAUAACAAUAAUACAUAAAAUUAAUUCUGAUUCACCAUUUUAUAAUAUGUCAGCUGAGGAUAUGUUGAGUGAACGUUUUGAAGUUGUUGUUAUUCUUGAGGGUACUAUUGAAUCAACUGGACAAACAACACAAGCAAGAUCAAGCUAUUUACCACAAGAAAUAUUAUGGGGACAUAGAUUUGAACCAAUGGUUAGUUAUUCAAAAGAAAGACAAGGAUAUGAAGUUGAUCAUUCAUUUUUUAAUAGUACAAUUCAAGUUGAUACACCACUUUGUUCUGGCAGAGAACUGGCUGAAUUUUAUAGAGUACAAGAUGAAUUACGUCAUGGAAAUGGUUUUAUUAUUGAUGAUGAUGGAAUGUCAGUUGGUCCAUAUCAUGAUCAUCAUCAUUAUCAUCAAUCAAAUAAUCAUCGACCUUCCGGAUUGACAAAUUCGAUAGUACGAGCUGAAAGUUUAAAAAGUGAUAAUAGCCUAGAAGAACAUGCAAUUGGUAAAUUAUACAGAGACAGUCAUUAUAAAAUUUCGAAUCCCCAUUUAUUAUCAAAUAAUCGUGAUAGUAAUGGACAAUAUAGAAUUGUUGAAAUAGAUCCUGAUGCAAUACAAAUAAUUGGUGAUGUAGAACUACAAAAUUUGCCAGAUUCUGUUAAUCGUGAAAUUUUAAAAAAUAGCAGAGAAAUUGUUUAUGAAGAAGAUUCACAUCAUGAUUAUAUUAAAGAAGAAAAUUUUCAUAAUAAAAUAGCUAAUUCAAAACGUGGAUAUUUAAGAUAUCCAUUAAUUGAUGAAGAAAAAAAAUCAUUAAGUGGCUCAAGACGUAAUUUAAGUUCUAGAAAUUUUACAAUAAUUGAUGAUGAUAAAAAAAGUUUAAAUGGAUCUAAAAGAAAUUUAAAUGGAUCAAAAAAAUAUUUAUUAUUACCAUUAGAAAAACAAGAUAUAUGGAAUGAUUGUUCGAAGAAUAAUAUUUAUAUAGGUAGUAAAGAAAAUUUAAUAUUUCCACGUAGAAAUACUGGUAGUAAAGAACGUCUUAAUUUAAUAAAAAGAGGAACAAAUUGUACAAAGCCAAUAAAAGAACAUUAUGAUAAAAGAAGAUAUCAACAAGUUAAUGUAGAUAUUGAAAAUAGAAAAUAUAUAAAUAUUAGUGAUAUAACAAAGCAUCAUGGUGCAACAAUUUCAUCACCUUCUUCUGAUUCAACAAUUUCACCAAAUGAUGUUAUUGUAACAAUGAAUUCCGAGUCAAUUGUAACACCAGAAUCUGGUUUUGCUGAUAGUCAACAUUCUGGUUCAAGUCCAGAAUAUUUUAGAAAAGAAUUAUCACUACCUGGUAAUUCAAUUAUUCAACGAAAUAGAAGAAGUUAUGAACAUGCACAAUUACAAGAUGUUAAUCAAAUUAUUCAAAGAAAUAAUAGUGGUUGUAGUUCAUCAGAUAGUGAUGUGCCAAUUAAAGAUGAUAAUAAUUCAGUUGAUAUUGUUCAAAAAAAAUUAUUAAACAAUACAAAACAAACAGUUUCACAUACCAGUGUUUAAUAUAUUUUUUCAUUAAAUUUUUAUCUAUUUAAUUGCUGUGUGUAUUUUUUUUCUUGGUUCAUUCAGUAUAAAUAUUAUUAUCUUUUAUUUUUUUGUUAAAUAUUUAUCUACGUUUUAAUAUACGCACAGGAAAAUUAAAACAUUCAAAUGAAAUUUAUUGUAAUGUAAAAUAAACAUUCAAACUUUGACUGCAAAAUAUAUAUCGAAAAAAAAAAAAAACCAACUGCUGGACAGUUAUGUUUAUAAUUAAAUAAUAAUAAUAAUUAUUUGAUAAUGUAAUUAUAUCAUUAUAAAAUUUGUUUUAUUCUUUUUAUUUUUUUUUUUUUAAUAAUCAAAUAUUUUUAUUAAUUAUUUAUUUAUUUUUUUGCGUCUGUAUUUGAAAUAUCCUUUCAUGUUUUUUUUUUUCAUUCAUGUUUUCUGUUUUUUUUUUAAAUUAUUAAUUUUUAGAAUUUUUUUUUAUUCUACAAAAAUCAUUGAGAGAUUUUUCUUUUUAAAUUUAUUUAUUUUUAAUUUUUUUAGAUUUUUUUUUCAUUUUUUUCUUGUCAGGUAUAGUUUACUGAAAUUUUACGAAAUAAUUUCUAGAAAUUUUACAAAAUAAUUUCUAGAAAUUUUACGAAAUAAUUUUCGAAAAAAACAGCACGAAUAUAAAAUUAAAAUUAUAAAUAAUAAAUACAAUAAUAUUUUAUUUAAAAAAAGUAUAAACAUUUCAUAAGAAAUUUGUUAUUUUUAUUUCUCAAUUAAAAAAUUAAUAUUUGUUGAUUUUUAUUUUCAUAAUAAAAACAAAUAUAAAUCAAAUUUAUCAUUUUCUGUCAUGAAUAAUAUGGAAAAAUUUGUAAUUGUUCUCAACAAUUACCAGGUAUUUAAUUUUAUCUCAGAUUUAAAAAGUAAUUUUAAAUUAUAAAAAAAAAUAAAAAAAAUAAACAGGUUAAUUACCUGUUUUGAAUAAGAAUAAUUCUAUAAAAAUUAUAAAUAUUUAUAUUAAUGAUAAUAAUUUUAAAGACACAGUUAAACACAUGUUAAUGAUAAAUAAUAUGAAUGACAAUAUUUUUAUAUAGUCCCCUCUUUGCAUCCACUGAUGCUAUUCAUUUUUU